Molecule: messenger RNA, 95 nt
Organism: Fusarium pseudograminearum CS3096
Lineage: Eukaryota; Fungi; Ascomycota; Sordariomycetes; Hypocreales; Nectriaceae
Exons: 7
Source: RefSeq, a predicted model, not a curated record
UUAUAAAAAUUAUUUUAAAGGGCCUAAAUAUAGAUAUAAGUCUAAAGUAUAUUAAUAAGACUAAAUACUAUAUUUUCUUAUAUAAUAACUUUUAA